Molecule: messenger RNA, 2773 nt
Organism: Euleptes europaea (tarantolino)
Lineage: Eukaryota; Metazoa; Chordata; Lepidosauria; Squamata; Sphaerodactylidae
Product: coiled-coil domain-containing protein 162-like
Exons: 20
Source: RefSeq, a predicted model, not a curated record
UACCCGUCGUAUGUCACAAUACUCUCUUCGAAGCCAGAUCAUUGCAUAUUACAACAGUAUAAAAGCUUUGCUAGAAGAUUUCCCCAGUGUGAGAGACAAAUACUUCAUUAUGGGGUUACCACAAGAGAAGAAAGGGGGAAAGGAAAAACUUGAGAACGAUCCCAGAUCAUUCCAUCCACGCCCCCGAUGUUUGCUGUCUGCUGAUGGACGAUCCUUUUUGAAUCUGUGGUUCAUUCCCCACCCCUCAGAAACGCUAUUUAUGUUUAAAAUGCUACCAGAGAAGGCUGGCUACAAAGCCCUGAGACUGACGCUGCAAAUUGUAGCUGCUUUUCAUGACAUAGUCUCGUACAUUUUCAGCUUUGCCCAACUAGGAAGUGCUCCAGGCUGCUUUGACUACCUCUGUCUUGAGCAUCUGACUGCAGACUGGGGAGGGACUGAACAGAUUGGAAUGGAGUUCCAAGAGCUACAGAAAAUGAUCGACAACCUUCAUAAUCCCUCAGAUCCAAACAAAGUUGCCCAGAUGCUGAGCUUGCACAGAGAAAUUAUUUUUCUGCGAUUUGAUGCAGCCCUACGACACUCUAUGCGAAAAGCAUUUUUAUCAUCUGGAAAAGUCUCUGCCUAUCAGAGUGUUACAGACCACAUCUACCAUGGGUUACCUCCCCUAAGUAGCUGCGUGGUCAGGAGUGCCUUUGCUUCCCAGCUCCUGCUUCCACAGCCACUGGAUCCCUAUGGUCACAGGACCCUGAUGCUGUUUCCCUGGAGAACAUUCCUAGCAAAUGGAGGUCCAUUCCCUGUCAUCAUUAGCAAUCUAAAUCCCAUAAAUAAUAACAUGCAGUUAUGCCUGUGUGGUCUGAAUGAUGAAGAUCGAAGAGCUGCUCAUGGGGAGCUGGUUGGGAUGCAGUUUGAAAUGGAGGACAUACUCCGGAAUAAUUAUGAAGUUCUGGAUGAUCACGGAGAAUGCAGAACAUCUUUUGCAAAGCAGGGUUCAGGAAGACUUGCUGAAGUAAGCGGAAAGCCUUCUGGAGUGCGGCUGGAGCUGCCUGAUUCAGUGGCCUCAUGUUCCUUGUUGAAAUCCUACCUCCUAUUAUGGAAACAAUUGGAAGUGUCCAAGACAGAAUGGGGAAGACUCAAAUUGAAGGCUGAUGAUAUCAACACAGUUCCUCUAUACAAGCAAUUUUCUGAAGUAUACAACGCUGAAAUUCUUUAUCCAGCUAUAAGAUCUGUAGCCAUACAUCUGGGUAUAGAAGAUGAAUUUGAAGGAUUUGUUACUACAUCUCAGUGUAUAUGUCCCCUUAAAGAAGUUUCAGAAGUUGAACUCAAAACACAGCAGCUUAAAAAGCUCUUGGAAAGUCUAGAAAUACAUAUGAUUCAUGAUGUGCAAAAGAAAAUAAACAAAGAGGUGACACUGGUUAUAUCUGAAAAAGCAAGAGAAGAGAGAAACCUUCCUACUGAGCUCUGGAAACAUCGCAGCAUGCAAGAAAACUUCUCAGUUACUAGGCCAGAAAUAGUUGAAUCAUUUAUACAGAGGCUAAUGGAAGAUCACCAAGAAACGGAUGCAGAGAUCACCAUUGGAAAAGACCACCUACGAAGAUGCCUCACAGCUCUAGGUUGUGACAUCAUGGCCAGAGAGCGCAGCAACUUUGAGACCUAUUCCAUGUUCUACGAAAAUAUCCUGCAGCAGCAGCAGCAGCUACUCUAUCAAAAAGAACAAGAAAUGCAUGCAACAGAAGACAAAGACAGAAAUGCUGAGUUGGGGCUUAGCCAGGUAGCUGAACUGAGCCACGAGAUGAUCAUGGAAAUAACAGCCCUGAGAGCUAAAUUUGCUAAUCUACAAAGAGAAGAUUUCAGCCUCAAAGAACAAAUAAGAAAAGAAGUGCAAGAGGAUUAUAGCACAUUAAUACAAAACUUAUUUCUGAUGUGUUUGCAACUGAAAGGAAAACUAGAUGAGUAUCGCUUAAGCAUCAAUCGAUGCAUGUUUGAGAUCAUCAGUGAGGUGAGAAGAGAUGGGGUGGACAAAAUGAUUGACUUGAAGAAGAAGUUUGGCUCCAUUAAAGACAACAGUGGCCUCAGAGAACAUUUGGCUCAACAGGGGCAACUGCAGGAGCUAAGGGAUGAAAAUAGCCGUUUGGGCAAGUUGGUGUGCAAACUGAAGACCAUGCAUUGCUGGAAAGAAACAGUCCAAAAAGCACAAUUGUCUGCCUCCUUGAGAGAGAUGGAGAAGGAGGCCACUGAAAACAAAAAAGAGUGUCUGAAAUACAAGAUGAUGGCGGAACAAGAGGUCGUUUUAUUUCGUCAACAAUUGAAGGCUGCCAGGAAAGCUCUGGCACAGUCUCAGGCGGAGAAUAAAAGGUUGAGGCAACAGCUUGACAAACAGGAACACUUGCUGCAAGAAGCAGAGCACAGGAUGAAUCAAGCGGUCCACAGAAGGCAGAAGCUUGAUCAGAUUAAGACAGAGAACUUGGAAAGGAUGCUGGAGGAUCUUGGAGAGAGAGAACUGAAACUGCGGUGCCUUUCAGCAGAAGCUGAUAAAUCCUCAAAGAUAAGGCAGCUUCAAGAAAAAAAAGUGAAAAAAGAAAUUCACCAAAUAAGAACCCGACUGAUUCAAGAGCGCAGUUUAAAACUGGAUGCCUUCCAGAAGGUAGAUGAGCUUCAUAGUCAGCUUUAUGACAUGGAAGCUGCAACAUCCCAGAGAAAUUUAUCUGCAGGUUCUGCACCAUGGGUUCAUAACACAGGAAUAUCGGUGUUCACAUUAACCAGGGAUUUCAAGCAGCAC